Molecule: messenger RNA, 2836 nt
Organism: Osmerus eperlanus (European smelt)
Lineage: Eukaryota; Metazoa; Chordata; Actinopteri; Osmeriformes; Osmeridae
Gene: tril
Product: TLR4 interactor with leucine-rich repeats
Exons: 1
Coding region: 277-2754 (825 amino acids)
Biological process (GO): regulation of cytokine production involved in immune response; toll-like receptor 4 signaling pathway
Cellular component (GO): lipopolysaccharide receptor complex; plasma membrane; extracellular matrix
Molecular function (GO): lipopolysaccharide binding; protein binding
Source: RefSeq, a predicted model, not a curated record
AAUUUGCACCAGAUGACCACUUGGGGAUGGAGGUUUUUAGGGAGGUGAGCGUUUCCUCACACGACAUGAGAGCGCAGCGCACAAAUUAACUUAUUCUAUGGAGUAGAAAUGGAUCCAGUCUCGGUACAUUAAAUAUAAUUUUCCUAUGCACUUCUCAGAGCAUCAAGUGAAUCAUGGAAAUGUCAGACGUCAUCGUGAGAUUGGAGAGUCGCAUUAGCUGCACUUGAUCGACACAAAGGGAAUGCCUCAGACGCCUGUGCCAACUGCCAUUUGGGAAUGGAUACCGGUAAUUUCAUAGCGGUCAUCUGCUUUCUGCUUUUUUCGUGCGCCGGGCCACUAUCAUCCUCACCCGCCAGCGACUUUUGUCCAGAACGCUGUGACUGCCAGCACGCGCAGCACCUCCUGUGCACAAACCGCGGGCUGCGCGUGGUGCCCAAAGUCGCCUCAAGGGUCCCCCAGGACGUGCUCAUCUUCAGCCUCGGUGGGAACUUCAUCGGUAAUAUCUCCGCUUUUGACUUCACGCGGUACAGUAAUCUAAUAAGACUGAAUCUGCAGUACAAUCAAAUACAUUCUAUCCACCCAAAAGCGUUCGAGAAACUCUCCAAAUUAGAGGAGCUGUAUUUGGGCCAUAAUCUAUUAUCAACCAUACCCCUUGGAACUUUACAAUACCUGAAUAAAUUGACUACUUUAUAUAGUAAUAACAAUGAUAUUCAUAACAUUUCUCCAGAAUUGUUUGGUAAUUUGGAGAACCUUGUUAAACUGCGUCUGGAUGGGAACGCAAUAGAAAUGUUGCAGGACUCUGUUUUUAAAAGGCUCACAAAUCUGCAUUAUCUCCAUCUAGAAUCGAACCAGCUACACCACGUCCAUAAAAAUGCAUUCUCGAUGCUCACCAAACUCCGCUUUUUAAACUUGUCUCACAACAAGCAGUCAGCUGUGCGUAAUGUUUUCACAUUUUCCCAGCUCAGGGCUCUGACAACGCUCAUUAUGUCCGAUAAUGAAAUUCAACACGUCGGUAAUCACGUCUUCCAAAAUCUUAAGAAACUGUCAAAACUCUCCCUCAGCAACAACAAAAUAUCUCGUUUGGAAAAAGAGGCUUUGAAUGGUCUCACGAGCGUGAGAGAAUUUUUGAUUGAUGGGAAUGAGCUUGAGGAAAUCCCAGCGGGAAUUCUUGACUCGCUGGUGCACGUCGAAGAGCUGGAUUUAAGUCGCAACCGGAUUUCUACAGUGGAUUCAACGGCAUUUACACAGUUGAAGCACCUUAGGACAUUGAAAUUAAAAGACAACCGGCUGACGAGUCUCUCCGGUAAUAUAUUUGCCCUCAACAGUCUCCUGUACGAUUUAGAUCUCCAUGGCAACAACUGGACGUGCGACUGUCGCCUAGGGGAACUGAAGCGGUGGAUGACCUCAGCGCAUUCUCAAGGCAAGCUGCUGACUGUCUUUGUGCAGUGUCAUCACCCUGCAACCCUGAGGGGCAAGUAUUUGGACUAUGUCAACAACUCCCAGUUGCAACCCCCUGGGAACUGGACCACAUUAUGUGAGAGCCAAAUUAAUCCUGAGGAGAGCAGAGGUGGCGGGGUCUUGGAGAAGGACAGGGGGAGGAGGGAGGGGAAUGGAAUGAUGGAGGAGAGGGGAAGAGGAGGAGGACAGGAGAGAAACGUGGGUAGGAGAGGGACAGAACGAGAGGAUAGAGAAACAGUAGAUGUGGAGAGGAGAGAUGGGAGAGAGGGAGAAGAGGAGAAAAAAGAAAUGAAAAAAGAGGUCGGUAUCCAGGGAGACCAAGGAGGUACAGUGGACAAAUCUCCAUCAAAUGAGAAUAGGAAGAGAAAGAAAAAGAAAAAUCUGCCCGCUGCAGAGGUUGCUGGGAAGGGUGAGAAAGGUAGACAGGGUUCAACACUGGGCGGCAACACUCCCACGACAGAACCCCAAAGCCACACCACCAGCAGCGCCCUAGAGCCCCACAGCCCAGUCCCAGAGCUGACCACACCUGCAGUCCAGAGAGACGAGGGCUUUGACAUGCUGAGGGCUGAGAAGGACGACGUCUUACCUGUGGUCACCGACCCUUGCGUGUUCAACCGUCAUUUCAUCACCAAUGUGACCGUGGAUCAAGUCACCUCCAGCACUGCCACGGUCCACUGGACCACCCGUGACCACAACCACCAUACAUCGGGACUUGGAACGAGACUGGACGAGGUCCACUACCGGGUUCUGUUUGAUCGCUUUGGGACCACCGAGCGUUUCCCCCGCUACGUGUACGCCCGUGGUGCCGCUCGCUCCGUCAUGCUGCGGGAGCUUAUUCCAUACGUCACUUACAUGGUGUGUGUGGAGGGUGUGGUGGGAGGGGCAGUGUGUCAGGUGGCGCCCCGUGACCAUUGUGCUGGAUUGGUUACCCUCGUAGAGGGGCGUCGCUCAGGCCAGGGACUAACCUCUGACCUCCAGCUGGUCACCGUGGCAACCCUGGCAGGUAACGGCGUGCUCCUGCUGGUGAUUGGCGGAGCGUGGCUGGGGCGGAGCCUGAAGCGACGGCUGCAGAGGAGGAAGUCGGCAGUACAUGUCCGCCACAUGUACUCCACCCGGCGACCGUUUCGUUCAGCCAUGGCAACGGCAGCCGUGUCUUCAGACUUCACAAGCUUCCAGAGCAGUCGUCUGCCCCGACUGGGACCUCUGGAGGAGGGGGACCUCAUCGAGUUCCCCUGCGACCGCUUUCUAGACAGCAGCACCACCCACAGGGAGGACAUGCAGAGGUUCUCUGACUAGAACCUAGAACAAUCAAACCCAACAGUACCGUGACAGCUUGUCGUGACAGAUCCACUCAAAUCCCUCCACCCCCCCCCCCCCC